AUGAUCAAUUCUGAUUUGCUUAUAAAAUGUGCCAAUUUCGUAGCGAUCAAACUUAAAGACCAGCGUAGUAAAGAUUAAGACGCUACUCCAUAUAUCAACCAUCCUAUUGGUAACUUCAUACUUCGAAACUUGGCUAACGAACGGCCAACGGGUGUCCCAGAAAAAUUGCAACAUUCUUGGUUUGAUUUGAUACCCAAUUGGCUCGAGAUAGGUGUCGUAGCAGAGGUCACUGAUGAAAAAUCACUACCAAAACAAGAGCAAUAACCUGAGAAAACUAAUCGCGAAAUUGGUAAAGUUAGCAGAUAAACUGUACAAUCUCCGUGACAAGUUGGUUGGACGGAUGAUCGAGUAGUGGAAUAUUUUGAAUCGGCAAAGAAGGUGAUUGACAGAGUCCGUGGAACGAAUAAAGCAUUGGAGGACACUUUAGAUGCCACGUUGGCAGCACGUGGAAUUUCAGUAGCCAUAGAUUAAUUUUAACCGGUUAGGUUCGUAAACAUUAAACAUCAUCGCCAGGUGUCCUUACUGAGCAAUGACAGUUAUAUUUCAAUCCAGGAUCUGUGUUAAAUUGCUAAAAGACGCCGACUUUGUAUUGGCCUGAAUAUUGCGGCUACAAUGACUUGCAAAGCGCCAGGAUGGCACCAAAAUCAUCCUUCACUUGUGUGCAUUGUGAGAAAUCAUUUUCAAAUAAGCGUAGGCUUGUUGAUCAUAUUUGUAUUCAUGCAGUGAAAAACGAUUCAAAUGCAAAAAUUGUGAGAAAUAAUUUUCAUGGAAGGGACAUCUAUUGAUUCAUGAACAUAUUCACACAGGAGAAAAACCAUUCCAAUGUAAAUAUUGUGAGAAAUCAUUUUCACGGAAGGAACGUCUAUUGACUCAUGAACAUAUUCACACAGGAGAAAAACCAUUCCAAUGCAAAUACUGUGAGAAAGUGUUUUCAUGGAAGGUGACUUUAUUGAUUCCUGAACGUAUUCACACAGGUGAAAACCCAUUCUAGUGCAAAUAUUGUGAGAAAUCAUUUUCAGGUAUGGAGACUCUUUUAACUCAUGAAAGUAUUCACACAGGAGGAGAAUUAUACAGAUGUGUUCAGUGUGAGAAAUCAUUUAUAUCCAAGCAAGUACUUGUAAGACAUAUUCGUAUUCACACAGGAGAAAAACUAUUCCAGUGCAAAUAUUGUGAGAAAUCAUUUUCACUUAAGGGAAAUCUAUUGACUCAUGAACACAUUCACACAGAAGAAAAACCAUUCCAGUGCAAAUAUUGUGAGAAAUCAUUUUCACGUAAGGGAAAUCUAUUGACUCAUGAACGCAUUCACACAGGAGAAAAACCAUUCCGAUGCAAAUACUGUGAGAAAGUGUUUUCAUGGAAGGUGUCUUUAUUGACUCAUGAAUGUAUUCACACAGGAAAAAAAAAUUAUUCAGAUGUAAAUAUUGUGAGAAAUCGUUUUCAGCGAAGGCAAGUCUAUUGACUCAUGAACGUAUUCACACAGGAAAAAAAUUAUUCAGAUGUGUACAGUGUGAGAAAUCAUUAGUAACCAAGCAAGCGCUUGAAAAACAUAUUCGCAUUCAUACAGGAGAAAAACUAUUCCAGUGCAAAUACUGUGAAAAAUUAUUUUCAUGUAGGGGAAAUCUAUUGACUCAUGAACACAUUCACACAGGAGAAAAACCAUUCCAGUGCAAAUAUUGUGAGAAAUCAUUUUCACUUCGGGGAAAUCUAUUGACUCAUGAACACAUUCACACAGGAGAAAAACCAUUCCAGUGCAAAUAUUGUGAGAAAUCAUUUUCACAUAAGGGAAAUCUAUUGACUCAUGAACGCAUUCACACAGGAGAAAAGCCAUUCCAGUGCAAAUAUUGUGAGAAAUCAUUUUCACGGCAGGGAAAUCUAUUGGCUCAUGAACGCAUUCACACAGGAGAAAAACCAUUCCGAUGCAAAUACUGUGAGAAAGUGUUUUCAUGGAAGGUGUCUUUAUUGACUCAUGAACGUAGUCACACAGGAAAAAAAAAAUUAUUCAGAUGUGUACAGUGUGAGAAAUCGUUAGUAACCAAGCAAGCGCUUGAAAGACAUAUUCGCAUUCACACAGGAGAAAAACCAUUCCAGUGCAAAUACUGUGAAAAAUUAUUUUCAUGUAGGGGAAAUCUAUUGACUCAUGAACGCAUUCACACAGGAAAAAAACCAUUCCAAUGCAAAUACUGUGAGAAAGUGUUUUCAAGGAAGUUGAAUUUAUUGACUCAUGAACGUAUUCACACAAGAGGAAAGCCAUUCAGAUGUAAAUAUUGUGAGAAAUCGUUUUCAGAGAAGGCAAGUCUAUUGACUCAUGAAUGUAGUCACGCAGGAGAAGAGCCAUUCAGGUGUGUACAAUGUGAUAAAAAAUUUGUCUCAAAGUUGGCUCUUGUCGGACAUAGUCGUGUUCAUGCAGGUGACAAACCAUUCCAACUUUACUUCAACUGUAAAUAUUGUCAUAAAUCCUUCAAGAGCGAUUCUGACUCACAAAAACAUGAGGGCUGCUACAAUGAUACUGAUCACAAGUCUUUGAAUGUGUCUAUUGAAAGUCUUGGCAAGGACAAACGGUUCAAGUCAAAUCUAUUGACUCAUGAACGCAUUCACACAGGAAAAAAACCAUUCCAAUGCAAAUACUGUGAGAAAGUGUUUUCAAGGAAGUUGAAUUUAUUGACUCAUGAACGUAUUCACACAAGAGGAAAGCCAUUCAGAUGUAAAUAUUGUGAGAAAUCGUUUUCAGAGAAGGCAAGUCUAUUGACUCAUGAAUGUAGUCACGCAGGAGAAGAGCCAUUCAGGUGUGUACAAUGUGAUAAAAAAUUUGUCUCAAAGUUGGCUCUUGUCGGACAUAGUCGUGUUCAUGCAGGUGACAAACCAUUCCAACUUUACUUCAACUGUAAAUAUUGUCAUAAAUCCUUCAAGAGCGAUUCUGACUCACAAAAACAUGAGGGCUGCUACAAUGAUACUGAUCACAAGUCUUUGAAUGUGUCUAUUGAAAGUCUUGGCAAGGACAAACGGUUCAAGUCAAAAAGUGGCAAAGCUAUGAAAAGGUCUUGCCCAUGUUCUCGUCGUGAGCAAACUGUUGUUGAAAAUGAACCUGCAGCAGAACUAACCAGUCAUUUAGAUAGCAAUAAUUCUCUAAAUGUACAAAACCCAAAAGCUGCAUAUUUUGCGUCGAAUGAAUGUUUGAUCAGCAGUGAGGCUGUGAGUAAGGUAGCGAUGUUGCCUGCUGCAGUCGGGUGUUCUGACAUGGAUAUCAAGGACGCAGCUGCAAAAAUGUCUGCUAUCAAUGGAAAUGAAACUGUUGAUCUGGGUACUGCCAAAACUGAGGAAUGUCAAGUUUUGCGGCUGGCUGUGAAACGAGAUUCGAUUGAUCAUCAUUCUAAUCAACUGGGAAAUGUUAAAAGUGAACUCAUUGACACGUUUGCUGCCGACCAGUCUGAUGGAAGAGUUGAACCAGCUCACACAUCUGCUACAGGGCAGUCCAGAGCUGAACUAGACAUUCGUGCUGUUCAUGUUAAAGGGGAGAGAAAUGUCAAAAGUGGGGCCUUUACCCUGCCACCUACACAGUUUGACUUUUUUAUAGGAGGACUAUGUCAAUCUGAUAUGUCACCUAUAGAACAGACCAAUGUUAAAAGCGAACCAACUGACAUGUCUCCUAUAGAACAGAUCAAUAUCAAAAGUGAGCCAUGUGACAUGUCUCUUCUAGAACAAGGUUAUGUCUUACAGGUAGUUGGAUCAUGUGACAUGUAUCCUACAGAUCAGGCUAAUGUCAAAGGUGAGCCAGGUGAUAUGUCUCUGUUAGAACAGGCCAAGGUGUUAAGUGAGCCAGAUAACUUGUCUCCUAUUGAGCAGGUUGAUAUCAAAACCGAACCAUGUGACAUUUCUCCUGUAAAGUUGGCCAAUUGCAAAAGUGAAAUAUGUGACACAUCUCCUAUAGAUCAGGUCAAUGUAAAAAAUGAAGCUUGUGACAUAUCUCCUUUAGAGCAGGCGAGUGUGAAAAGUGAGUCAUACGAUGACAUGUCUCAAGCAGGGCAUGUUACGGUAGAGCAGGAAAACUCGAGUGGUGCACAGGUUGAUAUGUCCAAGAUUGAUAAAUACAUUGCGGUGUUUGAUCGCUGGGCAGAAAUGUUGUGUGAAAAUACAGGUUAGGUGAAGACAGUAAAGACAAUAAUAGGGCCGCUUUGACGUACAGACGACAACCCGAAUAUGGUGUAAAUUUUUCUCGUCUAAAUGCAAAAAUCAGGAUCAGUGUGGUCCCAUCCGGAAUUGAAAAAAAACAUCGAUCGAGGUACUUUUAAUCUAGAUGCAUCCGGAUCAAAAGUACUGUAUAAACCCAAAUGAAAACCGAAUCCGGAUUCAUUUUACCUGGGUGCAUGCGCACUAACGUUUUUUUACACAUCCACAAGCAACAGGUAUUGGAGAGUUCCACAUCUACAGAAAUAUAUACAUUCAGAUGAGACCGGGUUGCGCUGAUUGUCUAAUUGCAGGCAAUUUUUGAGACCUGAGCGUGGUUUGAUCCGAUCGCAUCCGGUUCCGAUAUGAAUCUGUUUUUUCUCCUGCCGUCUAAUUGGCCCUAAUAUAACUGUUGUAUUCGCUUGUUAUAGUCAGUGAUGAUUCAAAAAGGCGACUGGUCUUAGUCUUAUAUAUGGGAUGUUUGGUUGCCUCUUCUAUGAUCGUGUUUUAGCAUGUUCGUUUAUGGAAACAGAUCAUGAGAUUAAUACAUUGUGUAAGAGCUUGAGUGAAUACAAUAAAA
Messenger RNA from Lineus longissimus, 4741 nucleotides. Its product is annotated as zinc finger protein 271-like. The record is from RefSeq and is a predicted model, not a curated record. The transcript is spliced from 2 exons. NCBI's taxonomy places the organism in Eukaryota, Metazoa, Nemertea, Pilidiophora, Heteronemertea, Lineidae. Gene Ontology annotation, cellular component: nucleoplasm. Gene Ontology annotation, biological process: regulation of transcription by RNA polymerase II. Bases 1381 to 4137 code for a protein of 918 amino acids. Gene Ontology annotation, molecular function: DNA-binding transcription repressor activity, RNA polymerase II-specific; RNA polymerase II cis-regulatory region sequence-specific DNA binding.